Molecule: messenger RNA, 3323 nt
Organism: Maylandia zebra (zebra mbuna)
Lineage: Eukaryota; Metazoa; Chordata; Actinopteri; Cichliformes; Cichlidae
Gene: spata2l
Product: spermatogenesis associated 2-like
Cellular component (GO): cytoplasm
Source: RefSeq, a predicted model, not a curated record
CGUUUUAUAUCGAACAAAGCCAGACUCGCCCACCUGUAGCCCGCUGCGUUACGUUAGCUUCGCAUACCUACGAACAUACCUUCAUGUUCUCUCAGUCCGAGUUUUCCUACAAAUUAUACCGGUUUUCUAUUGCCUCGCGCUUUGGCUUAAAAACACACAUUUUAAAACUUAAAUCGUUACGUUUACAAGUUUAUCGGGAGCGUACGUGUAAUUCGGCGUGUUUUCAAAACGACAUAGAUGUCUUCUUAAUAUGAAAAAUGUACAUCUUCCUUGGGGAGGUUCAGCCGCUUCCUCGCACUUCCUGGGUAUUUUCCCACACAGACUGAGCCUGACAUCACACUGGAAGGUUGAUAAAAGUUGAUUUCGCUUUCGUCGACGGAUUAUAUGUCGGCCGAACUGAAGAACAGCUCGGUACCAAGCUUCCCUGCGCCACUUCACCGCAAACUGGGUAAAAGAUGAGCUUCUCCCGGAAGAGAGACGUAGAUCUCACGGCCGCCUACGAUCGCAGUUUGGAGCGCCAAAUCGUGGAACAGGGCUCGAGCCUGCCGUGCAGAGAUGAGGAGCUGUGGAGAAAGGUGGAGGGACUUAUGAAGGAGGGAAAUGCUCAGGAGAUCCACUGCCUGGGUGUGGAUCCACUGAGGGUGAUGGAGGAGUCGCUCAAGGCAGUCACAGCAGCAGGAUGGAGCAGACAAGUUGGAACCAGAGGAGGCCUGCAAGGCCUGGCCAAAGCCUUUGAGGUGCUGGAGCAAGCAGCCUUGAACCUGUACCUGGGUCCCUGGAGGAAGGAGUACACUGUAAUCCAGAUGUACUCCGGCACGUUCACGCACUACAUCACCCCGGUGCUGUCGACGGCUCAGAUCGAGAACCUGUUCAACCUGUUGGGCUACGAGCUCAGUGCGUCAUCAUCUGAGCAGCUCCAUCUCCAGACGCACAGAGUGAACUCCACUUCUUCGGAUACCCUCCUUUGUUUGUCUUGUGCCUUCUUCCUGGCCCGCUGCGAGUGCCACUUUCUUACAACAGCGCUGGGGAAGCACUGCGGUGACACCCAGUGGGAGCUGAGCGCAGUGAUGGAGAGGCAGCGAGGAAACGGCCUGCAGGUUGCUGUGGAGAACACCAAGAAGAUGCUGGAGGUUGGCGAGGCCCUAAUGGAGCAGCCCGAUGGAGACGUGGAUCUGUACACCGAUCCGGUUAAUGAAGGGGACCCGCAGAUGGUUGUCAACAAGGAAGAGAGUCCCUGCUCAUUCAUCUGGACGACAGCGGACAACGUAUCACCCACCACUGUCAAAACACACAGCAACGGAACAACAGCAUCAUUCCCACUGCGAGAGCCGCUCACCGGCAGAAACUCCGCGGACAGCAAGAGGCCAAGCUGGCGUACCCCUGGUGCUACGAGGCUGGGUGAAACAAACUCUGAGCCUCAAAGUCUGCAGGUAGAUCCAAUCGAGGCUCUGAAGAGCGAGGAUGGCGACCACAACCUCUGCAGGUGCGUCCAGAACUCAGAUUCUUGUUCUUACUGCUCUGAAUGCAAAACCCUGCACGAUGAGACCUGUGCAGUCCUUAAGAUUUGCAGAAAGAAUCUCCACAACGUGAAACAAGUGAAGAAAAUGCAGAGUGGAGGCCUCAGAUCACCCACUCUCACUGGCAGCAGUGCAGCAGUGAGCUCCUUACCUCUGAGUGAAGACCCCGCAUCAAUAAUUGCACUCCCUCCUGCCAUCGCCUACCACGAAUGCUGCGAUCUCAACAAUCCAGACCCUCAGAUCCUGUGCCACAAGUGCAGAGUCUUCCACUUGAAAUCCUGCAACAUGGCGAAAUCCUGCCUGUCACUCCAUCGCAGCACACAGCUGGGAAAGUGCUCCUCCUGUAAAAAGUGGUGCUCCAGAAAGCCUCUGGUCCUGUGCAGAUACUGUGGAAACGAAUAUUGUAGUGGCUGUUGGUUCAGAAAUCCGCUUGCAUGCAGCUGCGGCCAAACAUUUGACCAGUCAACAUCUGUGUGAUAAAGGUCUGAAAAGCUUUGCACUUACGAGAUGCAUUUAGCAAAAGUUACAGUGACUUAAAUCUGCGUACUGGAACUGAAAACGCUGCCUUGAAGUUCUGCCAUUGUGCCAUUUAUUUGAUAUUUGCAUGUAACAGCCUCUGUGUGGUGUGGUUUUGCGCUCGCAGGUCGCUUUGCGGUAACUCAUGACGCAAAAGCAAGUGUUUUAUGUUUGUGUCCUGCAGCAGACUGCAGUAAAAGGGUCAAUGUGCCAUUAAAGUGUAUGUGUGGUAAACGUGUGUAACAUGGGAUGAAUUGGCGUGAUCACCGUGGUGUGGUGGGUAUGAUUUAAUAUAAAAUCAGUCACAGCAUUUAAAAUGUAAUUGCUUCAUAACUAACACUAAGAACCUUCAUUUUUCUGUAUUAGAGAAGUUUUCAAAUAUUGCUUUUUGGCAGGUUAUGUGGCUUUCCUCUUUUUUUUCUUUUCUUUUGUUGUAAUUUGCUGUGAAAGGUAAAAACAGCUGAAACUAACAUUUGUUGUAACUAUGAAAUUAUUUUCUCGAGUAAUCAUUUGGCCGAGUGCUGAAAUCUGCUUGUUUUUGCCUUUAAGGUGACUUCACUGUUGUCUAAAGCACAUUUUCUGAAAUGUCAGUGGCAGCUGGAAGCUUUGUUUUCCUAGCUUUUCCACUGUCGCCUUAAUGCAACAUCUCAGGAACACUUUAAGGGAGUCUUUCCACGUUUAGGACAAACAUUUGUUUACACCAAAUGAUUUGUCAAACUGCAUUGUACUCUGCUAAUGCUGCAAUGUAGCCUGACAUGCACCCUUCCCAGAAAUGUAGCUGCACGGCACAGCAGCGCCGACGCGUCUGUGUGAUAUUCAUACACGGUGCAAAAACAAAAGGAUAACACUUCUUUCUGUAAAAACCUUUUGUAACCACCCGGUCAGCCUUCUACCAGAAACUUUUCCUGCAGUAAUUCACUGAGCGUUAUGUUUACUUCUGUUUGAAAUGAAUUUGUGUUGCUGUCUUUAAAGACGUCUUGUAACUAAUCCGAGUCUGUUUUUUAUAACCAUUCCUGCUGUUGUACUGUGACAGAUGCUGCGUUAGCACAUAGUUACUAAUGUUAGAAUAUCUCAUGAUGACUGAGGGCAGAUUGGACUUUGCAUCAUCUCGUGGUUCAAAGUGAUAUUAUAUCUAUUUGUUAUUGGGGUUUUUUGGAACCAAAAAUGUUCAUAUUUGGACAAAGAUCACAGUAGCCAGAGCUUGGUGCUGCUUCGUCCUUUUUCAGGUGCUCAAGCACUCCCAAAUGUCUUCACAGCACACUUAAACUAUAGAUAUAGUUGUAAUGUUUU